CACGUGACAUGACGCGUCAUUAACAUGGCGACCCAGUGCUGAGACAGCAACGUCUGUCGCUUCGAUACAAGCAGCGGCGACGUCGGCGGCAAGCUUCAGGCAGCAAUUUGACACCUGCAGGAAAGCAGGACUUAGGCCGACAAUGACGGCCUGAAUCUCUGGAGCAAGAAAUGAAAGAGCAACAAGCUGACUUAAAUAAACGGCACACUGAGACAGAAAGCGCUACAACGAAGAGCAUGUUUGUGUCUCGGGCGCUGGAGAAAAUCCUGUCGGAUAAAGAGGUGAAGCGAAGUCAACACAGCCAGCUGCGCAAGGCCUGUCAGGUGGCUCUGGAGGAGAUCAAACUUGAGCUUGAAAACCAGAAGGAUGGUACCGUGGUCCCUCCAAAAGCUAAUUACAUCGAAGCCGACAAGUAUGUUUUACCCUUUGAGCUGGCAUGUCAAUCAAAGUCUCCACGCAUUGUCAGUACGUCGUUGGAUUGCUUACAGAAACUUAUUGCUUAUGGCCAUAUCACGGGCAAUGCCCCAGACAGCGGUGCACCAGGAAAGCGGCUGAUCGACCGACUGGUGGAGACGAUCUGCAACUGUUUUCAGGGUCCGCAGACCGAUGAAGGAGUGCAGCUCCAGAUUAUCAAAGCUCUCCUCACUGCAGUCACGUCUCCUCAUAUAGAGAUUCAUGAAGGGACAAUUCUGCUGACUGUGCGCACCUGCUACAACAUCUACCUGGCCAGCCGUAACCUGAUCAACCAGACCACAGCCAAGGCCACACUAACUCAGAUGCUCAAUGUUAUUUUUACACGCAUGGAGAGCCAAGCGGCUCUCGAGGCCCAGGAAGCAGAGAAAGAAAGGCAGCGGCUUCACGUCCCAAAUCCUGUCCAAACCUCACAAAACAAUUCGCCUACACCAGGAGUGUGUGCGUCCCCACAGAACGGCCCUCCAGAGCCGUGUAUGAGCCCUCCUGAACUCUCAUCCACACCCCCUACUCCUCAGAACAACUCCAUCAACGGACAGUCAGAGAGACCAUUAACAGAAGAGGAAGCGGCUGCACAAGUACAGAAUACAACCCAAACUUCUCAACAAGAACUGCAGGAGUCAGAUCCACUGGAACAGAGGGUUGGUGAUGGAGAGGAGGGUCGUAUGGUGGCUGAGAUGGAGCGAGUCUCAGAGGCUCAGGAGGAGGCAGAGCCAGACAGUGGCCUGGGAGAGAGCUCUGUGGAGGGAGGCUUGGACCAGCAUUCUGACUCCGAGUCCAAAGUGGCACUGCCUAUGACCAGGACAGACACUCAGCAAAUGAAUGGUGUUGUGGAUGACCAAACCUCUGUGUCCUCAGACAUUCUGGAGACUGAAGCACUUCAGAGUACACAGACAGCAGCCCGCUUCUCACACAUCCUACAGAAAGACGCUUUCCUGGUUUUCCGUUCCCUUUGCAAACUAUCGAUGAAGCCGCUGGCUGAUGGCCCACCAGACCCUAAGUCUCAUGAGCUUCGCUCUAAGGUGGUCUCACUUCAGUUGCUGCUGUCAGUGCUCCAGGGGGCCGGUCCUGUGUUUCGCACACACGAGAUGUUUGUGAACGCUAUCAAGCAAUACUUGUGUGUGGCACUGUCUAAAAACGGAGUCUCAUCUGUGCCUGAGGUGUUUGAACUCUCCCUAGCCAUCUUCCUCACCCUGCUGUCCCACUUUAAAGUACACCUUAAGAUGCAGAUUGAGGUGUUUUUCAGAGAGAUUUUCCUGACUAUUCUAGAAACUACUACCAGCUCUUUUGAGCACAAGUGGAUGGUCAUCCAGACACUGACUCGCAUUUGUGCAGAUGCCCAGUGUGUAGUGGAUAUCUACGUGAACUAUGACUGUGACCUAAAUGCGGCAAAUAUCUUUGAGCGGCUGGUGAAUGAUCUGUCAAAAAUUGCUCAAGGUCGGAGUGGGCAGGAGCUGGGAAUGACUCAGCUGCAGGAGCUGAGUUUACGCAAGAAAGGAUUAGAAUGCCUGGUGUCUAUUCUGAAAUGCAUGGUGGAGUGGAGCAAAGACCUGUAUGUCAACCCUAACCUGCAGGCCAAUCUAGGUCAGGAGCAUCAGGCUGAAGGAGAAGGAGUAGAAGCUAAACUCCCUGAACACUUGUCCUCUCGCAGAGACAGUGUCGGCUCUCAGGACUCAGCCGUGUCCUCCAGCGUUCAGGCUUCCCAGCCUGACCAUCCUGAACAGUAUGAGGUUAUCAAACAGCAGAAAGAGAUUAUUGAGCAUGGCAUUGAGCUAUUUAAUAAAAAGCCCAAGAGGGGUGUGCAAUACCUACAGGAACAAGGCAUGCUGGGAUCCUCUGCAGAGGACAUCGCUCAGUUUCUGCACCAGGAGGAGAGGCUCGAUACAACUCAAGUUGGGGAGUUCCUUGGUGAGAACGCCAAGUUCAAUAAGGAGGUGAUGUACUGCUACGUAGACCAGCUUGACUUCUGUGGCAAGGAUUUUGUGUCGGCAUUGCGCACGUUCCUCGAAGGCUUCAGGUUGCCAGGAGAGGCACAGAAAAUCGAUCGGCUCAUGGAGAAGUUUGCAGCACGCUAUCUAGAGUGCAAUCAGGGGCAGACUCUGUUCGCUAGUGCUGACACGGCCUAUGUGCUCGCGUACUCCAUCAUCAUGUUAACCACCGAUCUGCACAGCCCACAAGUGAAGAGCAAAAUGACAAAAGAACAGUACAUUAAAAUGAACCGUGGCAUUAAUGACAGUAAGGAUCUGCCUGAGGAGUACCUUUCCUCUAUUUAUGAUGAAAUAGCAGGAAAGAAGAUUGCCAUGAAGGAGAGUAAAGAGUACUCCAUCACCCCAAAGUCUAACAAGCAGGCAGGUGUAGCUAGUGAGAAACAGAGACGGCUGCUGUAUAAUGUGGAAAUGGAGCAGAUGGCUAAGACAGCUAAAGCCCUGAUGGAAGCUGUGAGCCACGCUCAGGCUCCUUUCUUCAGCGCCACCCACCUAGAGCAUGUCCGCCCAAUGUUUAAGUUGGCAUGGACACCCCUGUUGGCAGCGUUCAGUGUGGGCCUGCAGGACUGUGAUGACCAGGAGGUGGCGUCUCAGUGUCUGGAGGGAAUCCGUUGUGCCAUCAGGAUUGCCUGCAUUUUCAGCAUGCAGCUGGAGCGUGAUGCAUAUAUUCAGGCCUUGGCCAGGUUUACACUGCUCACUGCUAGCUCCAGCAUUACAGAGAUGAAGCAGAAGAACAUUGACACCAUUAAGACCCUCAUCACUGUAGCACACACUGACGGGAACUACUUGGGCAACUCCUGGCAUGAGAUUCUGCAGUGUAUCAGUCAGUUAGAACUGGCUCAGCUGAUUGGCACAGGAGUAAAGACACGCUAUAUCUCCGGUGUUGUCCGAGACCAGGGAGGAAGCAUUAAGGGCUUUCCCACAGGCGGAGAAGAGUUUAUGCCUCUUGGUUUAGGCACACUGGUUGGAGGUCCAGACAGACGUCAGAUGGCUCACAUUCAGGAGUCAGUGGGGGAAACCAGCUCCCAGAGUGUAGUGGUAGCAGUGGACCGAAUUUUCACAGGAUCCACCAGGCUUGAUGGAAAUGCAAUUGUUGACUUUGUGCGCUGGCUAUGUGCGGUGUCAAUGGAUGAACUGGCUUCUGCUCACCAGCCACGCAUGUUCAGCCUGCAGAAGAUUGUGGAGAUCUCCUACUAUAACAUGAACCGCAUCCGACUGCAGUGGUCCCGCAUUUGGCAGGUCAUAGGAGACCACUUCAACAAGGUCGGCUGCAACCCUAACGAGGAUGUGGCCAUCUUUGCUGUUGACUCUCUGAGACAACUUUCCAUGAAGUUUUUGGAGAAAGGAGAGUUGGCCAACUUCCGCUUCCAGAAGGACUUCCUUAGGCCGUUUGAGCACAUUAUGAAGAAGAACAGAUCUCCAACAAUCCGGGACAUGGUGAUCCGCUGUGUAGCUCAGAUGGUGAACUCACAGGCAGCGAACAUCCGCUCAGGCUGGAAGAACAUCUUCUCUGUGUUCCACCAGGCAGCAUCAGACCACGAUGAGUCCAUAGUGGAGCUUGCCUUCCAAACCACAGGACACAUUGUCAUGAAAACGUUUCAGCAGCACUUUGCUGCAGCCAUCGACUCAUUCCAGGAUGCAGUAAAGUGUCUGUCUGAGUUUGUAUGCAAUGCUGCGUUCCCUGACACUAGCAUGGAAGCCAUCCGGCUCAUUCGACACUGUGCCAAAUAUGUGUCUGACAGACCACAGGUACUGAGAGAGUACACUAGUGAUGACAUGAACGUUGCUCCUGGUGACCGGGUGUGGGUGCGAGGCUGGUUCCCUAUCCUGUUCGAGCUCUCCUGUAUCAUCAACCGCUGCAAGCUAGACAUCAGGACCAGAGGGCUGACUGUGAUGUUUGAGAUUAUGAAGAGUUAUGGACACACUUUUGAGAAACACUGGUGGCACGACCUAUUCCGCAUCGUCUUCCGCAUCUUUGACAACAUGAAACUUCCAGAACAGCAGACUGAGAAAACCGAAUGGAUGACCACUACAUGUAACCAUGCGCUCUAUGCUAUUUGUGACGUCUUCACGGAGUUCUACGAGCCGCUCAGCGAGGUUUUGCUGGUUGAUGUUUUUGCUCAGCUGCAGUGGUGUGUCAGACAAGAUAAUGAGCAGCUAGCACGUUCAGGCACCAACUGCUUGGAAAACUUGGUUAUCCAGAAUGGAGAGAAGUUCAAUGGGGAAGUUUGGGAUAUCACCUGUACUUGCAUGCUGGAAAUCUUCCAGUCUACCAGCCCUCAUGCCUUGUUGACAUGGAGACCAGCUGGGCAGGAAGAGGAGGUGGGAGAUGGGAAACACAUGGAUGUGGAAAUGGACUCUCAGUCUCAGAGCAGCUUUGAGAGGACACUGUCAGAGAGAGGACAGAGUCAAAUGUCCACUGCUAGUGAUGAGGCCUGGAGGGGAAAGCCCCAUGCACGAGUUUCGGACCAGAGGCUGUUUGCAGGGCUCCUCAUCAAGUGUGUGGUGCAGCUGGAGCUCAUUCAGACCAUAGAUAACAUUGUCUUCUACCCAGCCACCAGCAAAAAGGAAGACGCUGAGAACAUGGCUGCCGCUUUGAGAGAUUCUCUGGAGGAGAACGAGGAGGGUGAGCCAAAGGGCGAGUCAGAGCAAGGCAUGUAUGGGCAUCUUUCUCCUCAGCACCUCUUCAAGCUGCUCGACUGCCUACUUGAGUCACACAGCUUUGCUAAAACCUUCAACUCCAACAACGAGCAGAGGACAGCACUCUGGAGGGCAGGAUUCAAGGGCAAGUCCAAACCUAACCUACUGAAGCAGGAGACGAGCAGCUUGGCCUGCAGUCUGAGGAUACUGUUCCAAAUGUAUUCGGACAAGCAACUGCAGGGCGCAUGGCACGACAUCCAAACUCGACUGCUACUUGUGUGCAGUGAAGCCUUGGCCUACUUUAUCAGCCUAACCUCAGAGAGUCACCGAGAGGCCUGGACCAGCUUACUGCUGCUCCUACUCACAAGAACACUCAGGCUCCCUGAUGACAAGUUCAAGCCACAUGCCUCCUGUUACUACCCCCACCUAUGUGAGAUGAUGCAGUUUGACCUUAUCCCUGAGCUUCGUGCUGUCCUGCGUCGUUUCUUCCUCCGCAUCGGUUCAGUCUUCCACAUCGCUGCCCCAGAGAUGGCACACACACGAACCACCGCCUCAUAGGCCUCUGCAUGACGUGUGUGUGUGUGUGUGUGUGUGUGUGUGUGUGUGUACACUAUGGGAUGAGGAGGCAGGAAGUGAUUAAAAACCUUAAGUGUUCCAUAUCCCUCCUUGGGUGUGAAGAACCAUGCAGGAUCUGGGUUCUGUGUGUGUAAAACUUAUUCUCCGUGUCUGGAUCUCAUGACCUUUUCACCCUUCUGCUCCUCUUGAAGAGAGAACAGCACUGUGAGCCAGCAGAGCUUUUUCUCUAAGCUGACUGUUGAAGAUACUGUGCAGCUCAGUCAAAUCAUAUCAUAUCAUUUAUACCACAACAGAGGGGCAGUAUGACAAAAAUAAUUAAUUUAUUAACCAUAUGGUUAUCUGUCCUGUUCCUGAUUGUAAGUUGAUUUUUGUUUUUAUAUAAUUUUUUCGUUGUUCUCCAUCAUUUUUGUCACUAUGUCAACAAACAGCAAUGUCCCAAAGAACAGAGCUGGAAGAGCAAGAGCUGAAUUUAACAUUUACACAUUUGGUACAUGAAGCAAGAUUAUGCCUCUGAUAAAAGAUUUACUAAAUCCUCAGUUAGGAAUCAUAGCAGGAGAUACAAUGUUUGGGCAGUAAAUGUAUACCUGCUGUGUUGUUAAUCUCUUUUGGUAUAUUUUGAUCAUUUCUGAUAGGAGCAUUAAUGACCAGCAGUGCAAAUGAGACUCUCCUGCUGGUUUCUCCAACCAUACUGCAUUCAUAUAACACCGAAGUGAAACAUAACUUUUGAAUUGUAGCUUUGGGUCUUGUGUGUGCCAGGUUACCAGUGAGAAUCCUGAAAAUGGAGACUCUUAUCUCCUCUUCUGAUGAGCGUUUUAAUAAGAAUACAGAUUAACGGUUAAUUUGAGUUGACCUAAUAUUGGCCAGGGACAGUUGAGCUGCUCACAUAUUUUUGAUUUCAUCAUUCUGUCCAUUCCGUUAACUCUGUAAUACACACUACACACUACACACCACUGCGUAAAUGUGCAAACAAACUGUUUGGCCGGGAAAAUGUUAAGAAAAGGCCUGGUCCAUUUGCCUAUAUUUAAGGAAACAUGUAGGUUGCCUUUCUGUUUUUCCUACUAGGUGGAAAGUCCCUGCUUAGUGGACGGAUUCAUUGUCUUUCCAGAUCCAUCGUCAGCUGAGCUUUUCCCCCCCAGUAUUCAGAGUGAUCAAGUCAGCUUGCUUCAUUUAUUUUGCAGUGUUGCCAUGAACAACUCCAACACCAAGCAAAUGAUUAAAAAAGGUUACAUCUACUGUAUAAUGCAGAUUUGUUUAUACUUGAGUAUAACAGUAUAAAGCCUCUGUAGUAACAGAGCGUAUGAAGCUUUGGAUUCGAUUUUAUGCGGAUGUAUUUAAUUCUUUGAAGUGCAUUUAAAUAUUUUCUGAAAGCAUUCCUUCCCUUGCAACUAUAUGUCUACUUUGUGCCCCUGAUGUAUGGGGAAUAUAAAUAUAUACAGUAAGAAAAAUUAUGAAGUGUAAAGUUUUCAUGUAAAAUAAAGAAUUAAAUGCACUACA
Molecule: messenger RNA, 7166 nt
Organism: Tachysurus vachellii
Lineage: Eukaryota; Metazoa; Chordata; Actinopteri; Siluriformes; Bagridae
Gene: arfgef2
Product: ADP-ribosylation factor guanine nucleotide-exchange factor 2 (brefeldin A-inhibited)
Exons: 39
Coding region: 171-5654 (1827 amino acids)
Biological process (GO): regulation of ARF protein signal transduction
Molecular function (GO): guanyl-nucleotide exchange factor activity
Source: RefSeq, a predicted model, not a curated record